CUCCUCCUCUUUAUCCUCCUCCUCCUAUUCCCCCUGAGAACCUGUGGCUCUGAGAUCCUGGCCGCCUUGGACCUCAGGGACUGACUGUACCUGCUUCUGAGUUUGGGGGUGCUCCAGGGGGACGGACGUGUUCAGCGAUGAGAGCCUCCUGCCUGCUGCAGAACCUCUUGCUAUGUGUGCAGCUUCUGAGCCUCUGCUGUCAAACUCAGGGGGAGAAUCACCCGUCUCCUAAUUUUAACCAGUACGUGAGGGACCAGGGGGCCCUGAGCGACCAGCUGAGCCGGCGGCAGAUCCGCGAGUACCAGCUCUACAGCCGGACCAGCGGCAAGCACGUCCAGGUCACCGGGCGGCGCAUCUCGGCCACGGCCGACGACGGCAACAAGUUCGCCAAGCUCAUCGUGGAGACGGACACCUUCGGCAGUCGAGUGCGCAUCAAGGGGGCCGAGAGCGACAAAUACAUCUGUAUGAGCAAGAGGGGAAAACUCGUCGGGAAGCCCAGCGGGAAAAGCAAGGACUGUGUGUUCACGGAGAUCGUGCUGGAGAACAACUACACGGCCUUCCGCAACGCCCGGCGCGAGGGCUGGUUCAUGGCCUUCACGCGGCAGGGCCGGCCCCGGCAGGCCUCCCGCAGCCGGCAGAACCAGCGCGAGGCCCAUUUCAUCAAGCGCCUCUACCAGGGCCAGCUGCCCUUCCCCAACCACGCCGACAGGCAGAAGGCCUUCGAGUUCGUGGGUUCCGCCCCCACCCGCCGGACCAAGCGCACCCGCCGGCCCCAGCCCCUCACGUAGUGGGAGAGGGGUGCUCCGUCUGACCCCCCGGCCCUCCCCUCCGGCUCCCUGGGUCGAGCCCCGUUACCCGGGAAGCGCAGGGUGCUGCUGACCUGGGCGGCUCUGAGAGUCACCCCUGAUGGAAGGGGCCAGAACUGAAGUGAAAUAAGGCCACGGGGCAGGGGCAGUGGGGCAGAGACUUGGCUGGCUCCCAGCCACGCAGACUGGGGCGAAGCGGGGGGCACGCCCGGGAGACCGGACAGUGCCCAGAGAGAGAGAAAGAGAGAGAAACUCCAGCCCUGCCUCCCUCGGCCCCUGAAACCCCACACCGCAGCCCCAGCUGACCUAGACAAGUGGGUUAGCCCGUCCUUCCUCCAGAACAGACUCCAAGGCUCCGCUCCGCCAGCUCUUCUCUCCUUCGGUCUCACUUUCUCUCUCCCUCCCUCCCCGCCCGUCUCCCUCCUUCCCUCCCUCUCGAGCACCUGACUGCAGGGAAGAGCCCGUCCGCGCAGUGUUUGGAAAGAAAGAACAGGGGUUCGCCAUCCCCGGAGAAUAAAGGGUGUUUUUUUUUUUCUAAAUGGAUUUUUCUAACCACAAAAAAUCAUCCAGCGACAACAAAAGGUUUUUCUCCAAGAAA
Ornithorhynchus anatinus (platypus) is the source of this 1404-nucleotide messenger RNA. It is a transcript of the gene FGF17, whose product is annotated as fibroblast growth factor 17. Bases 138 to 788 code for a protein of 216 amino acids. Gene Ontology annotation, molecular function: type 2 fibroblast growth factor receptor binding; growth factor activity; type 1 fibroblast growth factor receptor binding. The transcript is spliced from 5 exons. Gene Ontology annotation, cellular component: cytoplasm. The record is from RefSeq and is a predicted model, not a curated record. Gene Ontology annotation, biological process: fibroblast growth factor receptor signaling pathway; regulation of cell migration; positive regulation of gene expression. NCBI's taxonomy places the organism in Eukaryota, Metazoa, Chordata, Mammalia, Monotremata, Ornithorhynchidae.